Messenger RNA from Acanthisitta chloris (rifleman), 891 nucleotides. Its product is annotated as fibrinogen-like protein 1. The record is from RefSeq and is a predicted model, not a curated record. Lineage: Eukaryota; Metazoa; Chordata; Aves; Passeriformes; Acanthisittidae.
AUGGGGCUCCAGGCUGGGACAAGUUUGCUCCACCGGGAGCUUGUCCUCCUGCCCACCAUGGUGGCCAUGCUUCUCCUCUGUAACUCCCCCUUUUGUGCUGCUGCAGCCUCAGGUUUCCCCGUGGACUGCAGCCACCUCCGCAAGAACAGCCCUAGUGGGGUGUAUGUCAUCCAGCCGGCCAGGUCCCCACCGCGCGUCGUCUGGUGCGACAUGGACACCGAAGGCAAGGGCUGGACUGUUGUCCAGAGAAACUCUCAUGACACUGAGCUGACGUGGAAGCAAUCCUGGACCACCUACAAGUAUGGCUUUGGCAAUGUGCACAGUGAUUACUGGCUGGGCACUGAGUACCUGCACCUGCUGACGCAGCAGGGCACCUACAAGGUGCGCUUCGUUGUGAGGGACAAAACCAAUGUCACCCACUACGCUGAGUAUGACAUCUUCAGGGUGGAGAGCGAGGCCAGCGGGUACCCACUGAGGCUGGGACGGCAUUCUGGGGAUGGGGAUGACUACCUGACCCUCUAUCACCCCAAGAAGGGAGGGAUUCAUGACAACAUGAAGUUCAGCACGGUCGACAAGGACCAGGACCAGUACAGCGGGAACUGCGCCAAGAGCUAUGGGGGGUGGUGGUACAGCAGGUGCCAGAAUGUCCUGCUCAAUGCCAAAAACUACAUCGUUUGGCCAGGGUUCUGCGAUAACGUGACUGCGCAUCCUCCCUCAUCCUGGUCAAACCCACAGACGUGUGCUGACCAUGCUGCAUAUCCCAAAACCCCUGGAGUGUGGGGGUGCCCCCAUCCUCAGCUCAGUGUCCCAUUCCCAUGCCUGCCUAUUGCCCCAUGCCAGUCCCUGUGCACAUCCUGCACUGCCUGCAGUUCCUGCGCCCUCAACAACUGA